UUAAAGUACUUGCCAAUCUCCACAGUCCACAGUCGUCAAGCCUACCGUUCUCUCUCCUAUGUCCGUAUCAGUCAAGCAAGAUAAUGCAACAAAAAGUAAAACCAAUGUCCAGCAGCGAGCAAAAGCAUCCACAAUCCAGGGAAGGACACGUACUAAAUUAUACAAAGUGCACAUUAGCAAAGGACACCUUCUCUUUUCUUCUGUAUACUUCUACUUGUUUAUUUAUUGUUUCUUUCUAUUCUUGAGCUAUUUUCUUGUUAUUUUACGGGCAAAAUUUGAGAUGGGUGAUCAUGAAGUAGUUGUUAAUAACAAUCACCAUGAAGCUAGUAGGGAUCAGGGUUUUGUUUUAGACAUAUACCCACUUAGUAGAUACUAUUUUGGAUCAAAAGAUCCUCUUCCUUUCAGAGAUGAGACUUUAGUUGAUCGUGUACAGAGGAUGAAAUCCAACUAUCUUGCUCAUGGAUUGAGGACAUGCGUGGAGGCUGUUAUUCUGGUUGAGUUGUUCAAACACCCCCAUCUUUUGCUAUUGCAAAUUAAAAAUUCCAUCUUUAAGCUUCCUGGUGGUCGCAUAAGACCAGGUGAAUCAGAUAUUGGUGGAUUGAAACGUAAGCUAUCAAGAAAACUCUCUAAUAAUCAAGAUCAAACUGACUGGGAGGUGGGGGAGUGCCUUGGGAUGUGGUGGAGGCCUGACUUCGAAACUUUGUUGUAUCCUUACUUGCCUCCUAACCUUAAAACACCUAAGGAGUGCACAAAACUCUUCCUUGUGAGGUUACCAACGAGUUGUAAGUUCAUUGUACCAAAAAACCUUAAACUGCUAGCUGUUCCAUUGUCCCAGAUCCAUGAUAAUCACAAGACAUAUGGAGGAAUAAUCUCAGGAGUUCCACAGCUGCUAUCAAAAUACUCCUUCAGAAUAAUCAAUUCUUGAAGUGGGCAUUCUCAUAGUGACUGAGUAGACUGUGAGGUAAGUAAAGAGGGGGCCUUUAUGCUUUCGUUGGAAAAGGCUCAUUGCUGAGACAUCUCUGCUUCUAUGACAAAUCUUGAUUCACACAUUGUAUAUUCAACAGAUUGUUACUGUUAUACCUGUGGUCAGUGUUUAUCCUUUGUAAUUUAUGAACAGAGCAAUAUAGAUGUUACAUUUGUGUCUGGGUGUUACUUUUCA
Ricinus communis (castor bean) is the source of this 1159-nucleotide messenger RNA. RefSeq names its product pre-mRNA cleavage factor Im 25 kDa subunit 1. Gene Ontology annotation, cellular component: mRNA cleavage factor complex. The transcript is spliced from 7 exons. Gene Ontology annotation, molecular function: mRNA binding. Lineage: Eukaryota; Viridiplantae; Streptophyta; Magnoliopsida; Malpighiales; Euphorbiaceae. The coding region runs from base 59 to 925 and encodes 288 amino acids. The record is from RefSeq and is a predicted model, not a curated record.